This is a messenger RNA of Marchantia polymorpha subsp. ruderalis, 4319 nucleotides long. NCBI's taxonomy places the organism in Eukaryota, Viridiplantae, Streptophyta, Marchantiopsida, Marchantiales, Marchantiaceae. The record is from the annotation of a GenBank genome assembly.
CGUUUGAUAAGCAACAGGAAAAUGUGCAUAUUCAGGGGAAACAAACUGAAUGUAAUGGAAAGGAAAUGGCGGGUCAGUGGGCUAGCCACUGAAACUGCAUUGUGUCUCGACGGGACGCGCUAGGGCGAGUCGAGUCCAGUCCACACCAAGGAUCGCAUAUUGUGGUGAGAGGGAGAAUGGUUCUCAGGGGUGGUGAUUUCGUAGCCAUUUCCUGUUGGUCCACCAUCUUGCUCACUCAUUCGUCUUUUCUGUUGUGCUUUAUCCGUAGGAUGCACUCUCACCACUACGGGUCUCGGGUCUGGUCAUUUGGGCGGGUCCUGGUGCCAGAUCAGUAGAGCCAGCACUCAUACGUGCGCAACCGUGUUCGUCUUGCUGGCUCGCCCGCUCUGAUUUGCUCUGCCCCUGCUUCCAUGGCCGCCAAGUAGAAGUAGUGUUAGUGGAUCUUUUGUUGUAGCGUUGAGCGGGGCUGCGCGGGGGUGCAAGCUAGGCUCGGAGUGCAGAUCGACACCUGGGUCGGGUCCUGGAGGUCUGUCAUCGGUCUGCUUUCUCUGCGGGUCGACGUCGAUGUAAGAGGAUCGGACUGGUCAGGACUGGGGGGCGUAUUUACGAAUUUAUCUGCGAGCCCGUACUGCGAGCAAGAUAUUCCACUGCAAGUGACCUUUGGAAGGUCUACUUGACGGUCGUGUGACUCUUCGAGCAGUUACUAUGCUUCUCUGUGCGAUCAUCUAUAUUGCUUUCGAUUCGCAGCAGUAGCUGUAGGCAUACACGCCAUUUUCGAUCUUGUUUAGGUGCCAUUCUGCGAAUUGUUUUCCUGGUGUCAUACUGACAGACGAGUCGAGUGGAGGCAAGGGGAGUCGAGCAGAGCACAACUUUUCUUGCUUCACUCGUUCCGGUACUUCUCGUCUGUUCUUCAAGUAGGUGAAUCGAGACAGGGUAUUCCGGUGGCAAUAUCUGGGACAUCCUGAGGAAUGAGGAGCACGUGGGAGCAGGAAACUGAGAAGGGGACGGAAGGUCUAAGGUUUUGGUGAUGAAUGAACGACAUAGCACGACCUGGUUCGAGUGAACACACUCAAUUUAGCGGGGAAACUCUUAGAUAGCGCUAUGGAGCGAGGACCCUCCGAACAUGUGUUGGCAUUUCCGUCGUACCGUUGCCAUCAUGUGAGUACGGAAUCUCAAAUGCAGAACCAGUGGCCUAUUUCAAGUGAGACCAGCUAUUGCCCUCGGUGUCUCAGGGCACAAACAUCCUCAUUUUGUCUUCUGCCUUACUUGGGCACGGUACUGGCAGGCUUCCACCAUUUAGAUCGAACGCUUGUCAACAUUUCAACCAUCACUGCCCUCUGAAUUGACAAAUAUUUUUUUAGUAGUCAAUAAGGUAUGGUUACCAGGAAUUACUUGACCACACCACUCAAGCUUUUCCUGGUUCAAUCAGUGCGCACUUUCUGACUAUUGUACACAUAAUCUUCGUUCCAGCGAUUCGCAGUUGGUUCGAGGAAACUUUGAUGCAACUUUCAAACUACGAGCACUUCCAACUUUGUUGUGCAUGAUAGAGGAGUCCAUCUGACGGGUGGAGGGAAAAUAACUAUAGACAAGAUCACACCUACAGAGGAGCAGCUGGCAAAGAUGCCGGCCUCAGCAGCAUGGGCCCGCCCGGAAGAGCUUGUUGAGAGUUUAAGCUCGUUGGACAAUACGGCGAGGUUGAAGGCCCUCCGAGAUGUGAAGAAUCAGAUUAUCGGGAACAAGACGAAGAAGCUUUCUUAUAUAAAACUUGGAGCCGUACCCAGGGUAGUGGAAAUUCUCGCAAGUGACACAGAAGUUCCUCUGUUAGUUCAAUCCGCCGCAGCAGUUGGAAGCUUUGCUUGUGGCAUUGAGGCAGGAGUGAAAGCCGUCCUUGAUAGUGGCGUUCUACCCCAUCUUCUCAAAAUGCUCUCUAAUGGCGACAACAAGGUGGUGGAAGCCUGUGCAAGGUCCUUGAAGAUGAUAUUUCAGUCCACUUUGGCACCCAAAAGCGAUAUGUUCCAAGGCCAUAGGAUGGAGUUAAUAAUUGAACUUCUUAACAGUGAAAAUGAUAGUGUGGCCGAAGUCGCAGCUAGUGUCCUGGCUAGGUGUUGUGAAACUGUUGAUCAUCAGCGGGCUCUGGCUGACGCAGGGGGUUUGCAGAGCCUUGUCGGUCUCCUUAACGGUUCCUUGAAAACUCGAGAAGCGGCUUUGGAUGCGCUAGCCGCUCUGACCAGGGGUAAUAAGCAGUUGUGCUCAACGUUAACAUGUAUGGAUCAAGGGAAAUCGCUAGCUAUGAUUAUGAAGUUAGUGAAAGACAAGUCGUCACGGACAAGGUUGUUAGCCUGUACUUGCUUGGCAAAUAUUGGCAAGGCGUCACCUUCGAGUUUGCAUCAAGAAAGGGAAAUAAGGGCAGGCAUGCUCAGUAUUCUUGUAAAAUUAUUUGAUGAACCUGGUCAGGUUGGUGAAGAAGCCCCGGGUGUACUAGCAGACCUAGUUUCUAACAACGAAGAUUUGCAAAAGGUUGCUAUGGACAUGAAUUCUAUCGAAAAGCUGGCGGAAUUUCUUCGCAAAGAUGAAAUAUCUCCUAAGCAACUUGCGGGCGUGCUCAUGGCCCUGGCUGAGUUAUGUUCGCGUUUUGAAGAUAGCAGAAAGCAGCUCCUUGACCUGAAGGUACAAGCUCCCAUCAUAGCCGCUUUAGAGCAUGAUUCUGUUGGUGUGCGUGCUGCAGCAUGCUCUUGUAUAAAAAGUCUCUCUCGUUCAGUCCAGAAUCUUAGAACAGGCUUGACAGACGAGCUCUUAGUCCUACCGUUAUUGAAGCUGCUCAGUGAUUCAUCAUCAGAUAUACAGGCAUUAGCUCUGUCUGCAGUGAGCAACAUUGUACUAGACUUCAAGCCUCACAAAGCAGUUGUGUUUAGGUGUGGUGGGGUCAGUCAGCUCAUACAGCUGUCGCAGUCUAUGGAUCCGAUACUAAGGCUGAACGCAGUUUGGGCAUUAAAGAAUCUUUUAUACAUGUCUGACAAGACUGUCAAGGAGAGAGUUAUGGGAGAACUAACGUUCAACUCUCUUGUCGAUCUAAUAUUUGAUUCUGAGGAGAAGGUACGAGAGCAAGCGAUGGCCUUGGUUCGUAACCUUGUAUACGGUGACGUGGAUUCUGUGCAACUCGCUCUUGUUCAGGAUUCUGUAUUGCUCCAUGCUGUUGAGAAACAACUUCAUGUAUCAACACAACCUGAAAUAUGCAUCCAGUCUUUCAAGUGCAAUACCUACCAACAAUCUACAAUGGACGAACGGAAAAGUAACUCUACAUUGAGGUUUCUUAUGUUAUAUUUCAGGGGCUUUAUAUUGUAAGCAACGUAGCAGCUGGUAAUGAGGUGCACAAGGAGGCUGUCAUGGACAUUGUGAUUCCAGUGACAUCCGUUGGUGUCAAUCGAAAUACAUCAUUGUUGAUGAGAUAUUUACAAGACAUGAGCAACCCGCAGAUUCGUGUGGUGGCUCUUUGGUGUGUCAUUAAUCUUACAUUUCCCAACAGUCCUGGUGUAUCCAGCCGCAUAUCAAGGCUCCGAGAUGGUGGUAUUGAAGCACAACUACAGAGUAUGGUGGAUGAUCCCUGCUUAGAUGUAAAGGAUCGUGCGAAAACCGCACUAGAGCAGUUUUCUGCUGUUGAAGUCCAUUCGAGAUAACACGCGGUUCCAGGAUCUUAGGCCUGUCUCUGCUCCAUGGUAUGUCUAGGGAGAACUCUUUUGUUCUGGAGUCUUGAAUCAGGUGGCUGGUUUUGGUUGUGAUGUCGGUUGCUUCCGAAGGAGAAGAGGUUUGAGCAGUGCACGACACCUGGGGGCACCUCAAUCAUCUGACCAUGGUGCACAAGAUACCUGGACGAAGCUCUUGUUGAUGUCGCCACAAAGGGCCGAGGCCAUUAUAUGCAUUCGACGUAAGCUUGCGGUACUAGGAGCAGUGAUGAAUCGAAAAUCUCUCAAGUUGAACCUGGAGUUUCAUUUGGCUUAAUCAAUCGACCUCAUGAAGAUAGUGAGUUUUCCCUGUACGUCAAGUAUGACAUAUCUGGUUAUACUGCUAGCGAGGUCACGACAGGAAGAGCUGGACCUGUCAUGUUCUGACAGGGUUUACUAGAUGUAACUUCACUGUGAUGUAGUUUAAAAAAAUAAAAAUUUCGAAGUAGAUGUAGGUCAAAAGUUUCAUUAAACUCAUCCCAAAGUGGUGUCUUCAUUGUUAGAGGAAUCAAAGUUUCCGCAGUAGGCCUCUCCUGUACUGUUUUGGACUCAUUCAUACUUGUUCAUUGAACUUACCUCCACACCGCGUCGGAUGUUUGC